Molecule: messenger RNA, 5731 nt
Organism: Haplochromis burtoni (Burton's mouthbrooder)
Lineage: Eukaryota; Metazoa; Chordata; Actinopteri; Cichliformes; Cichlidae
Exons: 2
Coding region: 4301-5617 (438 amino acids)
Source: RefSeq, a predicted model, not a curated record
GUACAGAUAUCUGACAAUUCUACUUAAGUACAGUAACAAAGUACUUGUACUUUGAAAUGUGAUUACUUCUGUUCUUGAUGCAGUUUUUUAUUUUACAUAUGGAUAUUACUUUUAACAAAGUAAUAGUAAAAGUAAUACGUCCACACUGUAGACUGCACCACUAUUUUUCUCCUCCUCCUUUUUCUCCUCCAGUUGAGAUACUGGGAACAGCACUCUACAAGAACCGGAUUUCGAUUCCCAAACGUGACAUCAGAUAGAAAGACCGUCAGGCUGCAGCAUAUGAAAAAUGACUCUAACUAUUUAGUGUUUAAUUGCCUGUCAUUUUAUUUAGUGAAGCUUUACUGAAGGUGCUGGAACACUGGGUUGUUGUGGCCAACUUUAACCACUGCAUAUAUGAUUGUGUGAUGUUACAUUGUUCAGGGAAACAGCAAAAAAGCAAGAGUUGUAUGUCAGACUUGACAGGCCUCUUUGGGCAUGUUGAAUUUUAAGGUUCAUCCCAGUACAAGUAGAAAAAGACUCAACAGCCAUGGCUUAUUAAAGACGUGCCAUGAACAUGGCAGUAAUUUUCAGCAAAAACCAAACAUGGGACACAAACAGUGGUACAAUGGUGAUUUGUUUUGCUACUGGAUGACCUCGCCCUGCAUGGCAAAGUAUCCUUGGGCAAGGUACUGAACCCUGAGUUACUCCUGAUGUAUUUAUUGAAGUGUGAUUACUCAAUAGUAAGGACAGAGACUAAGAAAAAAAUGCUUGUAUGAAUGUGUGUGAGUGAGACAUGCUGUAUAACAGUCCUUUGAACGCUCAUGUAGAGAAAGAAAGUGCUAUGCAAGAACAGGACGAGUUUAAAAAAAUGUCUUGAUAUAUAAAGCCUUAGAAGUGAAAGAGCAUGUAAUUAGUUAGCAUGUAGAGCAGACAAAGUUACCCUGUGCAUGUUGCAGGUGUCACAGCUGCUGUCUUCCAUAUUCAAAGAUUGUGCCAACCUAACCCAGCGGUUUAUCUGAAUGUACACUCUCAGCUGUUGCCUUAAACAUGUUUACACAAUACAAUUCAACAUCAUCAUUCACACAAAGACACUUUAAAGUGAUUGUCAUGGUGAUUCUACCGUAGAAAGAUGAGCAGAUAGAAAUAGAGGCUGCACCCUGACUGCUCAUCCCUUUGUUAUCUGUUGAAGUUCAGCAGCGGCUGACUUUUUCCACAGGUCAGCAUCCACUCAGCUUUAACAUCACUCUGGGUUCUUGGCUGGCUUAGCAUUAGCAUGCUAUCUGCACAGGUGCUUGUGAAGAGCCGAAGUUGUUUUAACAGUAUAAUGCAGUUGUUUCUGUUCUGGAGCAAUCUCCACUUUACCAUCACGCUCUCAUCCUUUUUUACAAUAAAAAUAAAAGUAAUGUCCAUAUGAUCGUAGUGAGGAUGCAAGAAUCGAUCAGCGGCACUGAUAGACAGGCAGACUAACGAUUCCAAGGAACCAGUUCUUGAUCCCAAGCACAAACACUAACACACAAAGUUUACAAGAAUCCACCGCUUUUCAUAUAUGAGCAAAAAUCACGCCACCACUGUCUGAACCAGCCAGGCUUCAGACGUCAUCAGUGACAUCACUUACUCUUGAAGAAGCAAGCCUCAAUUCGCGCUUCAUUAAAUACUUCCUGGAUUUCUCGACACACACUCCAAAGCCUUGGCACAGUGCAUCCCAUCUGUUACAUCCUGGGAGGCUGUGGGAGUGUGUGGGCGUGGUGUUGUCUUCUCUCUCCUCCUCCUUCGUUCUGGCCCCUCCCCUUGUCUCUCUCUCUGCCCCUGCCCUCUCCUUUAGGUCACACCUGCUGCUCAUCUGCUCUCGUUACAACCAAUUACCCUCAGGGGUGAUAUAAGCUGGAGAAGAGCAGUGUGGAAGAGGAGGGAGAGGUUUCUGGUGGAUUUCCUCUGUGCUGGUCAGAGUGUGCUACUGGCUUAGGUGUAGAACAGCCUGCUGCGUAUGACCAGCCUUCUGGUGUGUGGCUCUUUGUGAGUAGUGUUUAACUGAGCAGUGAUUGCCCAUGAGUGACGGCGGCCUUCAUUAGUUUGUGUGGCCUGCCUGGAUAUUGUUUGCUAGCAGCGUUGCUGUCUCUUUCUGUUGAAGCCUUAUUGUUGCUUUCUUUGUUGAAGUGGUCAUUACCACUUUGGGUUGACCUCCCUGAUUUCUCAUUAAAGCAGCGGUGCUGUCUCCUUUUGUUGUUGCCAUUUAUAUGAUUAUUGAGGUGUUUGCCUACAAUAAAGAUCUAUUUUAUGUUAAAUACCUCUGCCUGGCGUUCUUUUCAUUCCACCUGGAUCUAACUGUUACUGUCCCCCACCCUCAUCGCCUAGACUUUUAAGUGGGGACGUAACACCAUCACUAUCUAAAGGUACUUCCUAUCUUCUAUUCCUAACCUCUUUUCCUUGACCUAGAUGAAAAUGUAAUUUAGAUCACGUAUAAGUAGGCAGGGGCAGAGUUUUAGGGGACCUCGGCUCCCCAUCAUAAAGAAAAGCGAGCCGUUUAUGUUGGCUGGUAGACAUGGACAUAAAAUUCGAGCAAAGGCAAAACAAGGAGCGACAACUAGAUUGAAACCUAAACUAGGAAAACUAAAAAACUAUGAAAACUGUGACAAGACUGUAGAACUAUGAAUCAACUAUGACGACUGUGAAUACUGUGAGGACUAUAAGUACUGUGAUGAGACGUGGAGGGAAAACAGACUACCUGAAAAUGAACAAAUACACACAGGAGGUGAUCAGGGGAAGUGAUGACACACGGGGAAACAGUUGACUAGACAGGGGAAGUGAAACUAAACACAAUGACAAAGACAUACAAGACUCUUUCAAAAUAAACCAGGAAACACUGAGAAAAUAACACUAACCAAAGAAGAAAACUAAAACACGCAAAAGACUGGGUCACAGACACAGUACCAUGACAAAAGUACCAUUCUUCAUUAAAGACAGCGGAAAAUCACACUGCCACGCCAUACACAAGAAGCAGUCUGGUCAGACAACUGCUUUUACAUACAGACCCUCUGUACUGGAACUGUUUGUAUGUUAUUUCUCCAGGCCUAUAGGGGGCGCAGGGUUGCACAGUUUGCUAUGUUGAGCCAAUUAGUCACUAAAAGAAGUGUAAUAGGAAGUGUUUGCUCAUGAGUGAAGCAAGACAUGGUGUGUUUUCCUCCGAUCCAAAGCCAUCCACUCCGUUAAAUCCCUUUGAGUGGCAAUAUGAUUUCACACUUUUUUGCAUUAAAUCCUGUCCAAAUACAACACGUGCCUGUUCCUUGGAGGAAGUGAUGCAAGAGAGAGUUUAGCUGGCUGUGAAUCUCAAUAUAGGACACUGGGUCACAUUGGGUGCAACAGUACAGUGAAAUCAUAGCGCUCUGCGAAGGACGUCGAGUGACAGUUCUACUCUAACAUGGAGAAAUCAGAGGCUGAAGGUCAAAACGACGAGGAAGCAAGGUCCACUCGCUCAAGAAGGUCCUCAAAGUCUUCAGGAAAACUGACUGUUAGAUCAUCUACAGCAUGUUCAAGCAGGUCAUCAGCAUCAACCCGAGCCAGUAUGGCAGCAGCGCGGGCACAAGCAGAAGCUCAAGCAGCAAAAGCCAGAUUAGCUUACGCUGAGAAGGAGAUGAACAUUAAAGUAGAAAAGGCCCGCCUAGAAGCAACUCUGGAUGUAAUCAACCUCCAAAAGGAAGCAGAUGCAGCGCAGCCUUGGCUAAAGCAGAGGUAAUGGAGUCAGCAGCAGCUCAAUUUGACAAAGCUGAAUCAGGGGAAGAGUGGCCAUUGUCACCCCUACAAGUAACCCCAGAGCAAAAAGUGAGUGAAUACAUAAAUAAACACAGCCACACUGACCUGGCUCCAGACAUUACAUCUCACCAUGACGACAGUAAAUAUCAGAAUGAACAAUCCAAACAACCAGUAAUGUACACACCUCUUUGUCCCAAACAAGAGCCAGUGCAGUACUCAUUCAUGCCACAAGAUGGGGCAGAGAGACGACUACAAAGAGAUGUAAGUCCACAGACUCUCCACGAUGCAUUACAACUGCAGCACGGAUUAAGCUCAAAUAAUAAUGCAGACACCAUAGCAAGCGACCUCGCCAGAUUAUUAGCCAAGAGUCAGCUAAUAACUGGAGGGCUGUCUAAAUUUGACGACAAGCCAGAAAAUUAGUUGGAAAGCCACAUUCCAGAGCACUGUUAGGGACCUUGGUCUAACAGCCACUGAAGAAAUCAACCUAUUCAUUAAGUGGCUAGGCCCAGAGUCUUCUGAACACGCCAAGAGAUUAAAAGCAGUCAACAUAAAGCAUCCACCUGCCAGUCUGAACAUGAUAUGGUUGAGACUAGAGGAAUGUUACGGCUCACCAGAAGCAAUAGAAAACUCCCUGUUUGCCCGAAUACGAGACUUUCCAAAGCUCUCCAGUAAAGAACCACACAAGCUUCGCGACCUAUCAGAUCUGCUGUGUGAACUCCAAGCUGCAAAGCUAGAUGGUUAUUUGCCUGGUUUAAGUUACCUCGACACAGCUAGGGGAGUACAUCCAAUUGUGGACAAGUUGCCCUUCCAUCUUCAAGAGAAGUGGACAAUGGUAGGGUCAAAGUUUAAAGAAGACCACAAUGUUAGCUUCCCACCAUUCUCAUUCUUUGUUGAAUUUGUGAAACGUCAAGCAAAAGCAAGGAAUGAUCCAAGCUUUACCACACCUUUCAACACGACUCUUUCCUAUGCCAACCACAUGUCCAGCUACAGAAAAGAAAAACCGUUAAGUAACCUCAACCAAAGGUCAUCGGUUACAGUGCACAAGAUGGACAUAUCAUCAGAGGGAUCAAAGGUAAAAAAAGCAGACGAAGACAUUGAAAGACAGUGCCCCAUACAUCACAAACCCCACCCACUCAAAAGAUGCAGGGGCUUUAGAGCUAUGCUGCUUGAGCAGAGGAAGAGGUUCCUCAGAGACAAUAGCAUUUGCUACCGCUGCCUUGCUUCCACCGGCCACCAAGCCAAAGACUGUACAGUCAUGAUUAAGUGUGAAGAGUGCAAUAGUGAGAAACACCUGGCAGCUCUUCAUCCUGCCCCAACACUGCAAAUGCCCAGGCCUCCUUCAUCUCCUGAAGUGCACGGCGGGGAGCAAGCAAAUUCACAAGACCCGGAUGUUACUGCCACAUGCACAGAGGUAUGUGGAAACAAAAUCACAGGGAGAUCCUGUUCUAAGGUUUGCUUAGUGCAAGUCUAUCUCAAGGGUCAGCGAGACAACGCCAGAAGGAUGUAUGCAAUAAUUGAUGAUCAAAGUAACCAGUCACUUGCAAAGACAGAGUUUUUUGACAUAUUUAACAUACAAACCACACCUGAACCAUACAUGCUGAAAACUUGUAGUGGUGUAACACACACGACUGGUAGAAGAGCAUGUGGCUACAUGGUUGAGUCAUUAGAUGGAAAAAUGAGUUUCCCUCUCCCCACGCUCAUUGAGUGCAAUGCCAUCCCCAACAACAGGGAAGAGGUGCCAACUGCAGAAGCUGCUUUACACCACCCGCACCUGAAAGCAAUAGCUGCUCAAAUACCACCUCUCAACCCAAGUGCAGACAUUCUGUUGCUGAUAGGACGCAACUGUGUUUUGUCACACCAGCAACGACAACCACCUUGCUCAUUCAGCUGAAGAUGUAAUCUUUUUGAAAAAGAUGGCAGGCUUCUUCAAGGACAAUACAAACAGCUGGGUUGCACCACUCCCGUUCCGAACCCCCAGACGCAAACUCCCGGAUAACCGGUCCUA